Jaculus jaculus (lesser Egyptian jerboa) is the source of this 2084-nucleotide messenger RNA. RefSeq names its product aldehyde dehydrogenase 1 family member A1 (gene Aldh1a1). The record is from RefSeq and is a predicted model, not a curated record. Lineage: Eukaryota; Metazoa; Chordata; Mammalia; Rodentia; Dipodidae. The transcript has 13 exons. Gene Ontology annotation, molecular function: benzaldehyde dehydrogenase (NAD+) activity. The coding region runs from base 86 to 1591 and encodes 501 amino acids.
CUUAGCCAGUGCAGAUAAAAGAACAAGUGCUCUUCCAGAACCAAUCGCUGAGCCUGACACCUGUGUUCCAGGAGCAGAAGCAGUUAUGAUCUCCCCAGGAGCACCAGAUAUACCUGCCCCACUUGCCAACCUGAAGAUUCAACACACCAAGAUCUUCAUAAACAAUGAAUGGCAUGACUCAGUAAGUGGCAAAAAAUUUCCUGUACUUAAUCCAGCAACUGAAGAGGUAAUCUGCCAGGUAGAAGAAGGGGAUAAGGCAGAUGUGGACAAAGCCGUGAAGGCUGCAAGACAGGCUUUCCAGAUUGGCUCCCCAUGGCGCACCAUGGAUGCUUCAGAGAGAGGACGUCUACUAUACAAGCUUGCUGAGCUAAUUGAGAGGGAUCGUCUGCUGCUGGCAACAAUGGAGUCAAUUAAUGCUGGAAAAGUAUUUGCUAAUGCAUACUUGAUGGACUUAGGAGGCUGCAUAAAGGCACUACAGUACUGUGCAGGCUGGGCUGACAAGAUCCACGGUCAAACAAUACCAAGUGAUGGAAACCUUUUUACUUAUACAAGACACGAACCUAUCGGUGUAUGUGGCCAGAUCAUUCCUUGGAACUUCCCAUUGGUUAUGUUAAUCUGGAAGAUAGCGCCUGCCCUUAGCUGUGGAAACACAGUGAUUGUCAAGCCAGCAGAGCAAACUCCUCUCACUGCUCUUCAUGUGGCAUCUCUAAUCAAAGAGGCAGGGUUUCCUCCUGGAGUGGUGAACAUUGUUCCUGGUUAUGGGCCAACUGCAGGGGCAGCCAUCUCUUCUCACAUGGAUAUCGACAAAGUGGCCUUCACAGGAUCCACACAGGUGGGCAAGCUAAUCAAAGAGGCUGCUGGGAAAAGCAAUCUGAAGAGGGUCACCCUGGAGCUGGGGGGAAAGAGCCCUUGCAUUGUGUUUGCUGAUGCGGACUUGGACAGUGCCAUUGAAUUCGCACACCAAGGGUUGUUCUACCACCAAGGCCAGUGCUGUGUAGCUGCAUCCAGGCUUUUUGUGGAAGAAUCCAUUUAUGAUGAGUUUGUGAGAAGGAGUGUUGAAAGAGCUCAGAAGUAUGUUCUUGGAAAUCCUCUGGCCUCGGGAAUAAAUCAAGGCCCUCAGAUUGACAAGGAACAACAUGACAGAAUACUUGGACUCAUCGAGAGUGGAAAGAAAGAAGGGGCCAAACUGGAGUGUGGCGGUGGACGCUGGGGAAAUAAAGGGUUCUUCGUCCAACCCACGGUUUUCUCCAAUGUCACAGAUGAGAUGCGCAUUGCCAAGGAGGAGAUAUUUGGACCAGUUCAACAAAUUAUGAAGUUCAAAUCUAUAGAUGACGUGAUCAAGAGAGCAAAUAACACUACUUAUGGACUGGCAGCAGGCGUCUUCACAAAAGAUCUUGAUAAAGCCUUAACAGUAUCAUCUGCUCUGCAGGCUGGAGUUGUGUGGGUAAAUUGCUACAUGCUUUUAUCUGCUCAGUGCCCAUUUGGUGGAUUCAAGAUGUCUGGAAAUGGACGAGAACUGGGAGAAUAUGGUCUUCGUGAAUACACAGAGCUCAAAACAGUUGCAGUGAAAAUAUCUCAGAAGAACUCAUAAAGAAACGACAAGAAUAAAGAAAGUUUCUCCUUCAAGAGCUAACCACCUCCCACAGUCACUAAUGUAGUGAGACUUAAAUACAGACUUUUACUUUUCUUGAUUUUUUUAAACAUAAGCAAAUCAUUAGUAUUAAUGCUACACUUAGCAAACAUGUAGCUUAUUCUGAAAGAAUUAUUUGCCUUUCAAUGUAACCCCAGUUUCUAUACUAAAUAAAAGGAAUGGAAUUGGCUAUAAGACCCUUUUAGCUAUGUCAUUAUUAGAUGCUUUCCACUGUAAUAUUUAACUAGAAUCCUUGUUGGAGAGAAGAGGACCAGUAGUCAUUUAGUUUCUGUCCCUUAACAUACACACUAAUUACAGAGUAAAAGUUGCUCUGUUCCCAGUGGUUAUGUCCUUGGACUGUCUUGAAGUGUUUCCUAGAUUGUCGUGUCUCCUUUUCAAAUGAAAUCCCACCUGUAAUCUGAAUGUAACACAUAAUAAAGACAUCUUUGCAUGA